Messenger RNA from Necator americanus (New World hookworm), 7287 nucleotides. RefSeq lists its product as uncharacterized. Gene Ontology annotation, cellular component: nucleus. Gene Ontology annotation, biological process: protein phosphorylation; nuclear-transcribed mRNA catabolic process, nonsense-mediated decay. The record is from RefSeq and is a predicted model, not a curated record. The transcript is spliced from 60 exons. Bases 1 to 7287 code for a protein of 2428 amino acids. Gene Ontology annotation, molecular function: protein binding; protein serine/threonine kinase activity. NCBI's taxonomy places the organism in Eukaryota, Metazoa, Nematoda, Chromadorea, Rhabditida, Ancylostomatidae.
AUGAAAGUUCCAAGUUCUGUAAUCUUAACGCCUCAACAAGAUAUCAAGUCUCUCUUGAAGCAGAUCAACACAAGGGACAAAGUUUCAAAAGACGUCCGUAUUCAAGCAUGUCAUGAACUUUUCCGUGGAUUAACAUGUUCAGACUACAGUAUCGCUGACAUCAGAAACGAAAAGAAGGAUAUUCUCGGAGAGUUAGCUGCUGUGAUCCAUCCGAAAUUUGGUAGCCUCGAAGUGAAAAAAUGGUGCGGACGUAUUGCUGGAGUGGUAGGCGCUAAUGUGGUGGACGAAUUCGAUGAGUUUGUGAAAUGGACAGAAGCACAACUAAAGUGUGCAAGACCAGCUGCUGAAGAAGAACAAGCCAUUUUUGUGUCUGCAUUGCAUUAUGCUUUAGUAGAGCUCAAAUCCAAAAGGAUUCAUCUCUCAGAUGAACACGCUAGGAGUGUACUAAAAGUUCUAGCAGAGUUCUUGGAUUACACGAGCUCUCACCUUGUUUUCUUUCCAAUACUUGAUGUUUGUCGUGAGAUGGCUGAGGACUAUCCUACCAUCUUUGACGAGUUUUUUGAGGAAAUUGUUGACUAUCUGUUUGGAUGGGCUCUAGAAUCAUCAAUGCCAUCGUCAGUUCCGAAGAAGUGCCACGAAGUUAUCAAGUACUUGCUGCCUUUCUGGCGCAAACGUCCCGAUUUUGGAAGCCAUCUAAUGUCACAGUUUUUGGAUGACGUUGGAGGUUACGUUGAGGAGUACGAAAAGCACGCGAACCUACGAAGCUGUGUCAACAAAGCUCGAGCUGUUCUUGAGAUUCUCAUAGUGCUGCUGGAGGUGUACGUACAAGAUAGGAACAGUGUACAGAAAUUUUAUUGGGAUAUACUCCAACAGUCUUUGAAGUCGUGCAGCUCCACGCUGGCCCAGCUUGGAUCCGAACCCUCAUUCCGAGUGGGGAUGUUUCUGUCAGAAUAUUGUGCCAUUUUUUCAACGGCUAUUCCACUUGCAGAGUCUCAGCAUCUUCAUAUCGUUUCGCUUUGCGCAUCGACUGUGAUCGAAAUCAUGAACAAGUACAGAACGAAUGAGUCAGCCGUUGUAAACUGUCUCAAAUUUUUCGCUACGCUUUUCACAGUGUCCUCUCUCCCCGCUGAGUUCACUGUUCCUGUGUCAGAGAGGCUUGGUGUUUUGGAAAAGAAUUCACUCUUCCCUUUCACCGUUUCUGGAAGGCCAAAGCUGGCAUCUGCUCUGCUCUCUAUGUUGACAUCAAUGAUGAAUCCUUCCGUGCUACCGUUGCUUCUGGCUUCCUACAGCGCUGUGAGGGAGAAACUAUUAUCUGAAGUCACUUCUCUCCAUACUGGUGACAAUGAACAGAUGAAGUUCGUACGAGAGAGAGAAGCAUGUUUAAUGAUACUGAUUGGAGCGUUUUCGAAGUUAGCAGCGCUGAAGAGCAGUUUGAUUGUGAUGAUGGGUCUUCGUCCAUCACUCUUUCAUCUGCUUCUUUCGGAAAUGCCGCUGACCGAGGAGUGGUUCAUUUCCAAACAUCCGGCCAUUCACUAUUGCUUGCUGCGUGUGAUGCACACCCACGUCGCUGCGCACGACUACUUCUUGUCUAAUUCGGAAUGGCUGGUUCAGAGCAAUUCGCCUAGUUGUUUAUUUGCUCAGGAACAGCUGCAGGCUCUUGCACGACUACUGACGACAAAAAUACAAUGGGAGCCUAGCAGAACGCUAUGUGUGGACUGGCUUCAUGGACUACUUUCUGGAAUCGACAACGCUGCAUUAGCGACUCUUUCUCAUCGUUCCGAAUUUGUGCGCAUUCGCUGGGCAGUGUUAACAUCCAUCAUAAACGACAAGACGAACGAAAAACUAUAUUCUGUAGCGGUACGUUUGAAAGUGCUUUGUGCAGGAGAUAACCAGAAUGCGGUCUCCAUAACAAAAUCUGUUCUUAAUAAGCUGAAAACUUCUAGCCAAAGCGUGGGCAUUGCAGUAUGGUCGAGCAUUGAUAUGCGCACUUACCUAAGGUGUUCACUUUCCACCGCUGGCUGGGAUCAGCUGGAAAUGGGCCAGUUUCGCCUACAAUCUUCUUCCUUUGGAACAGAUGAUUUUAUGUUAAUCAUGAACUUCCUUCUCGACAGAGUUGUACCAUCGAUGCAGAGAAACCAAAACAACGAUGAUGAGUGGUUGGUGGAUACGAUCGAAACCAUGUAUGCAGAAAGGAUACGAGAAGACAGCGGCACUAAAGGAGAUGGUGAGAAGCAGCAUCCUGAUGUCAUGCAGAAAUGGCGCCGUGCUCUCGCUCAUGUCGCUAAUUAUUGCAUUGAAAAUCGAAUGAAGACACCACUCGGAAAGCCUAUGGAUACAUUCAAUAAGAUUGGAGGCGAACUUUUGCGAUUGGCAAAAGAGGUAAUGGUGGUGUCUACGUCUUCAACAAAGCCUUCCGGUCAUCCUCGUAGUAAUACGGUAUCUUCACGCGAUAAGACCACAAAAGACGAAGAGGAUGGAUUGGAUAUUGGAGAGCCAAGGGCAAUUUCUGCGGCUGAAGAGUGGUGGCGUGUACGUUGCCUUCUGGAGUUUGUUGAGAUAUUUGAAAAACUUAUGUACUAUGUUAACAACGGAACGAUGUUCCCAAUUUGUAACGUGUCAGUACUCUCUCGCCAAUUUUUCACCACGAACUUUGCCAGCUGCCAGGAAUGGCUAUCCAGAACCUAUCCGUUUGCGAUGAUCGUAGCCUAUCACAAUGGAUAUUAUGCACAAGUUAUUCGAUUUGGCUCAUCAGCACUAAUCGAUCUCGAGAAGAAACAAUUGAAAGCAGAACAUUCUCUCGCUGAAGGUGAACAUGCUCCUCCAGUCUCUAGUCAAACCAUGGCAAUACUGUGCUGGAUGGCACGUGCGAUGGCUGAACUCGGUGUCGAGCAAGGUGUUCACGGUUUAUCGGCAUGGGUUCGUCGAGUCUACCAUAUCGAGAUGCCUUUUCUAGGUGCUAUUGCUGAAAUAGCUGCUGCCAGAUAUGAGCGUUCAUUGGUGCUCCUUCGGAGUUGCAUUGAAGAUGACACACUAUCAGAAACUUUCCGAGGGAUGCUCAGAGACAUACGUAUUGAUGUACUUUCUCGACUCCGUCAUCCACUUUUUCUGGAUCCCCUGAACUGUCCUACUGAGUUUUCACUCUGGAGUGAGGCAGAAAAGUUGGACGGACAGAUUCCUUUAGGAAUGGAUGCGGAUUCUUUCACAAGACUUAAACAUCUGUCUAUGUAUGGAAAAAUAGAGCCAACUGAAAUAUCACCGGGAGCCUCUUGGAAUGUAGUGGAUACCUCUCAUCGUCUAGAAACCAAGUUGCUGCAGACAUUGAGGAGACCUGAAGUCGUUAGUUUGAGAGAAAAUAUUGCGAGCAUGUCUCGUUUGGUGCUAAUGACUGAUGGUGGACAACGACUACACGGGAGAUUAGCGGCUUUGAACCAUAUCGCUGGAUCCGUUCUUCGAAAGAUGAGUAGGAAAGGACAACUGGACGCUGAACUGAACGCGGCUGUUUUGUCUGAUCUGGCAGCAUCGUUCCUUAUCGACGAUGGUGAAUAUGGCGAUGCCGGUGAACGUCUUCGCCUUGGCAGACAAUUAACGUUGUGGGCGGAGCGGUUAGGAUGUUCUAGUCCAGCUCAUCUUCACUUGCCUCUCGCAAAAUUGGCACGUAAGACUGGGAAUCCUAUGGUCGCAGGUGUGCACUUGCAUAAAGCAAGCGCUAGUCCAAUUCUCAUCAACAAUAAUCCGGUGCUAAACAGUCUAAAAGUAGCAAUACAAGGCACCAAAAUGAUGUGGGAGAUUGCUUCUCCUGAACAACGUGCGAGGAGCUUCGUGACUGUAUUUGCUACUCUUCAAGGCGGUUACGAACUUUUCUGUCAGUCAUAUCAACUGCAAGCGGUUGUGAACAUGGAAGUCCCCCCUCCUUUCGAAGGAAUGAAUGGUUUUGUGAACGUGAAUGGAUUCAGUCCCAUGCCUGUACCAUACGGUGUUCGUCCGCCUAAUGUGGGAGUUUUGUCUCCAUCUUCGUCAUCCGCUCUAGGAGAAGAGAUGUCCCGUACCUGCCUUCGCCUAGCGAACUGGCUUGUGGAUACACCACAACUAGUCGCUGCAAUUCCACCAGAAUGCCGGCAGUCGAGACUUUGGAUGCGUCUGGACUCCGCUGGUCGCGAAAUGAUGGGUAGCGACAUGGUAGGAAGCCUACUAGCGGUUGCUACUGAACUAUCGCCAACUCUUGGGAAGGCCCAUCGUCGACUGGGUGAUUGGGCAUUCCAUUCUGCUGAGACUGCUGCCAACGAGAAAGACAAACUGUUAUUCGACAAAAAUUAUCGGAUGCUGUUGGGAGAAGCUGUUCCCCAAAUAACUUUGGAUGGACUGUGGAAUGCUUUGAAUUCUGCUAAUUCUGUUGCGCAUCUCAGAGAGAACGUAGUUGCAGCUCUAUCAAAUGACUCCUUAAUGGCUGAGAGCCUAUUGGCUGGUGAUAGUCAUUUUUCGAACCUUUGGGCUCAAAUCCGUCAACGGCGAUCAGUGUUCUACAGUCUGGCAAUAUCUUCGUAUUUCGCUUACAUUGCUCAAAUGGGAGGAAAGGCUACAGGUCACAAGGGAACCAUUGGAAGCGUUUCAGCAACUCUGAGGAUACUUGGACUACUAGCCAAACACGCAGAUUUCUUACAUGAUGUCAUUGACCAAGGACUGCGAGGGACGAACGAGCACUUAUGGAAAGAUAUACUACCACAACUGUUUGCCCGGCUUUCCCAUCCAAUUAAGGAGGUUCGAGAGUCACUGCUUGGACUGCUGUCAAGACUCUGUUACUCUGCUCCACAUGCGGUGGUAUUCCAAGCAGUUGCUGGAGCGUCGUCAAGUAUGCUGGUGGAAAAUGACGACGAUGUCAUUGAAGCUUCUGAAAAAGAGGAUGAAGAGAACAGUACGAAGGAACGCUGUUUGAUGUUCGAAGGUUGUCGUGUAUUGGUGAGUGUUCUUGAGGCACAUUAUCCAGAACUUGUGAAAGAUGUGCGGGAGUUUGUGAACGAACUGCAAAGAAUCAACUUGCUCAAUGAGGAAAGGUGGACAUUUGUUUUGGCAAAUCUGGAUCACGAAAUGGAAAAACGACUGGAACAAAUUCGUGCGGAGAGUGAAAAGACUGUAAAUGCAACACAUUUGGAUGAUAAGACUCGUCUAGAGAUCAUUGCUGAGAAAUCACGUUUGAUCACAUCAUCAGUAUAUCGCAUAUUAGAUGAUCUCUACGAAAGAACUUGCUUGCGAGAGCCUACAACACAGAAUGAGCGAACAUUUGUGCAAGUUUAUGGUGAAAAACUGCAAUCGAUGUUUGAACAAUCACGAGCGAACCGAAAGAGCGCGGAGAAGGCAUGGGCUCCGUUUAAGCAUAUGUUGGGAAUCUUGCUGCAAAAGAACUCCCGUCGAGGUGGACAUGCUUUGCAAAUGUCAGAAAUAUCGCCAAUUUUGAGCGAGCUCUCGAAAAGUAGCAUUCCUAUUCCUGGCCAAGAAGACACUGAGUUCAGCGAGGUGAUCACCAUCGAUCGUGUACUGAAGAAUGCUCUAGUACUUCCAACUAAGACAAGACCGAAGAAAAUCGCUUUUAUCGGUAGUGAAGGGAAAGAACACAUGUUCCUGUUCAAAGGCCAAGAAGAUCUCCACCUUGACGAACGCAUCAUGCAGUUACUACAUAUUUGCAAUCUUAUGCUUUCAGACAGUUCUUCCAAUAGAAGUUGGCCACCGUAUUCCGCUCGCCACUAUGCAGUUACACCACUAGGAACUCGAUCAGGUCUAAUUCAAUGGGUUAGCGGAGCAACACCGAUGUUUCACAUCUACAGGAAAUGGCAGCUUAGACAGGCACAAAUCAAGCAUUCAAUGGAACGCAAGACAGGUGUACCAGCAACCACUGCGGCUUUAGACAUCGACAGACCCACAGAUCUGUUCCAGAAGAAGAUGCGAGGGGUUUUUACAGAACAUAACGUUGAAGCAUCCGUGAUUGCUGAUCGAUCGAAGUGGCCACACAACCUGCUGAGAGAGGUUUUCAACUCAUUAGUGAAGGAGACACCAAAGGACCUCAUUAGCCGUGAGCUGUGGAUGCGUGCCGGAAGCUGUGAUACAUGGUGGCGUGUAGUAUGUAGAUAUGCGAGAUCAACUGCAGUGAUGUCAAUGAUUGGAGCUGUUCUUGGGCUUGGUGACCGUCACUUGGAUAACGUGCUUGUAAACCUUGACCGCGGUGACAUUGUGCACAUUGACUACAACAUAUGUUUUGAUAAGGGUCGUCAUCUAAGAGUGCCUGAGACGGUACCAUUCCGGCUUACCCAGAAUAUCCUCCAUGCUUUAGGACCAACUCAAGUGGAGGGGGUGUUCCGUGAAUCGUGCUCUCACGUUCUGUCAACAUUACGAGAAGGUCGAGAAGUACUUCUAACAGUGUUAGAUGCAUUCUUAUACGAUCCAUUGGUGGACUGGACAGUAUCUGAUCACUUGACCGCCUCUUCUGCUGCCGUGGGCGUCGCUGUCACCUUAGCCGUAUAUGGCACAGACUCAAGAGCUGUCGAAGCGAAACCCCUUGCUCGCGAAAUGUUUUCAGUAAGGAUUCGGGAGAAUACCUCACUGUGGACGAAGAACUUUAACGAGCUGCAGUCAGCAUUAGCCAGUGUAACUGAUGUGCUACAACGUGAAAACACGGCUCCGGAGAAAAACGUAUGGAACAAUCGUGAACACUUAGGACAAGAACGAGUUGAUGCUGGACGUCGCCUUAAAGCUUCGAUCGCUCGUCAUCAUCACAUCAUGAAAGACUUUCGUCCAUUGCUGAGAGCGUUAGCCACUUGCGAUGAACGUUUUGCGGUCUACGUACGAACAUAUCGUGAGCGUUUCUCUGAACCACUCGUAAAAGCUCAUCAGUUGUUGGAUGCGGAAUCGCUGGAUUUAGACGCAUGUUUGCGCCAUUUUGCUAUUGUCCAGAACAAUAUUUGCGAUAUCUAUCUUGGCCUACUGUCUUUAAACGAAAACACUCAGUCAGUUCGCCUUCAGUCGCCUAUUGCUCUUUCGCCGAACACCACCAAAAGUGACACACCUGAGCUACCUCCAGGGUUUGAAGACUCCCGUCCACACCACAAACAACAACAAGAACAGAACGUGCAUGCAAGUAAUGUUGUGCGAAGGGUUCGUGCUAGACUAGAAGGGCGAAUUGAGGCAGCUGAUCCCCUGAAGGUCAUCACUCCGAAUGAGCAGGUGGAUAUGCUAAUAAGUCAAGCGACGAAUGCAAAUCUCCUUUCGCUGAUGUACGAGGGAUGGACGGCUUGGGUGUGA